This is a messenger RNA of Ambispora gerdemannii, 4998 nucleotides long. Lineage: Eukaryota; Fungi; Glomeromycota; Glomeromycetes; Archaeosporales; Ambisporaceae. The record is from the annotation of a GenBank genome assembly.
AUGACAAACCAACAACCUGAUUUUUUUAUUCCCUCACCAAGAGGAGAAAUUUUACGACGCCCUUUCAAUAGAGCGCGUGGUGACGCUGGAAUUGUGGACGCGGUUGCUCACGCGGCAUAUAAUGAGAAGAAAUGGGUUUGGGUAAAGGACAAAACUGAAGGAUAUAUCUCCGGAUACAUCACAAAUGACUUGAACGAUUCACAAAUUGAAGUUCAGUUAAAUGACGAUACGACUCGAAUUGUUGAUGUUAAUGAGACGGAAAAAAUGAAUCCACCAAAAUUUGAUAAAGUAGAAGAUAUGGCUGAUCUGACACACUUAAAUGAGGCUUCGGUUAUCCAUAAUUUAAGACAACGUUAUUAUUCAAAUCUAAUAUAUACAUAUUCUGGACUUUUCCUUGUGGCAAUCAAUCCGUAUCAUAAAUUACCCAUUUACUCUGAACAAGUUAUAAAUUCAUAUAAACAUAAAAGGCGAUCAGAGAUGUCUCCUCAUAUUUAUGCUAUAUCAGAUGCUGCAUAUAAUGAUAUGUUGCGUCAUCGAGAGAACCAGUCAUUAUUAAUAACAGGUGAAUCAGGAGCUGGUAAAACUGAAAACACCAAAAAAGUGAUACAGUAUAUAACAUCAAUAGCCAGUGAUGUCUCAAAUAAAGAACAAUUUGGACGACUUGAACAACAAAUUCUUCAAGCUAAUCCAAUAUUGGAAGCAUUCGGAAAUGCGCAAACUAUACGAAAUAAUAAUUCAUCUCGUUUCGGCAAAUUUAUUAGAAUUGAAUUUAAUUCAGCUGGUUAUAUCGCUGGCGCAAAUAUCGAGAGAUAUUUAUUGGAAAAAUCUCGUAUUACUCAUCAAACUGAAAAUGAACGAAAUUAUCAUAUAUUUUAUCAAUUAAUGAAAGGUGCUCCUAAUGAAAUUAAAGAGAAAUUUUAUUUGGAUGGUACUUUAAAUGAUUAUAAUUACACAAGAAGUUCAAAAAAAGAUAUCGAUGGAGUUGAUGAUGUGCAAGAAUUCAAUGAACUCGUUAAAGCGAUGAAUAUAGUUGGGCUAGAAAAAGAAGAACAAGAUGAUCUAUUUCGGAUUGUAGCUGCAGUUAUGCAUCUUGGCAAUAUUGUGGUAACGUCAGAUCGUGAUGAACAAGCACAAAUUCAAUCAACUCCUUUGGUGGGAAAAGUUUGUGGUAUUCUUGGAAUUAAAGUCACGGAUUUCCUUAAAGGGUUGUUAACACCAAAAGUCAAGGCAGGUAGAGAAUGGGUUCUACAAGCAAGAAAUAAGCAGCAAGUGCUAUAUUCAAUUGAUGCGUUAGCAAAAGCAUUAUAUGAAAGGAGUUUUCGUGCACUGGUUGAUCGAAUUAAUAGUGCUAUUGAUCAUCCAUCUAAUAAGUCGACUUUUAUUGGUGUAUUGGACAUAGCCGGAUUCGAGAUUUUUAAGACCAAUAGCUUUGAACAGUUAUUAAUCAAUUAUACGAACGAGAAGCUACAACAGUUUUUCAAUCAUCACAUGUUUAUUCUUGAACAAGAAGAAUAUAAAAUGGAAAAUAUUGAUUGGAAAUUUAUUGAUUUUGGUCUUGAUUUACAAUUAACCAUUGAUUUAAUUGAGAAAUCAAAUCCCGUUGGUAUUCUAUCUUGCAUCGAUGAAGAAUGUGUCAUGCCAAAAGCCUCCGAUAAAACAUUCAUUCAGAAACUUGAUCAAAUUUGGCGAGACAAAUCACCCAAAUAUGAAACAAGUCGAUUCCAGCAAGGAUUUAUUCUUCAUCAUUACGCGGGAAAAGUAGAAUAUCGAACUUUGGGAUGGUUGGAUAAAAAUAAAGAUCCUAUUAACGAGAAUGUCGUGAGUUUACUUGCUCACUCCUCGGAGCCUUAUGUAUCUUCACUAUUCACUGAUUAUUUCGUUGCUGGAAAUCAUAAUAUUUUACAGUCGCCAGAAAAUCAUAAACAUUAUAAUGCUAAUAUUAACAAUAAUGGGAAUAUUAAUAAUAGCAAUGGUUAUAAUAAUUAUGACAAUAAUAAUUAUAUAAAUAACAGCAACAAUUAUCAUACUCCAAUUAAACGACGAAACACAAAAAGCGGAAUCUUCAGAACAGUAUCACAACGACACAAAGAGCAAUUGCAUUAUCUCAUGCAACAAUUGCACGCUACUCAACCACAUUUUGUUCGUUGUAUUCUGCCAAACGAAGAGAAAAAAGCUUUUAAAAUUAAUGUACCACUUGUUCUUGCACAGCUGCGUUGUAACGGUGUGUUAGAGGGGAUACGAAUUUGUCGUGCUGGAUUCCCUAAUCGAUUACAAUUCAAAGAAUUUCGUCAACGUUACGAAAUCUUAUUGUCGCGUUUAAUUGAAGAUAAUAAUAAUAAUGUGCCGAUGGAUGAUCAUGAAUUAACAAAGAAAAUGUUAAGUGAAUAUAAUUUUGAUGAAACACAAUUUCGAAUUGGGAAUAGUAAAGUUUUCUUUCGUGCUGGCGUAUUGGCAGAACUUGAAGAAAUAAGAGAUGCAAAGUUAUCUCAGAUAUUUACAGGACUACAAGCGCAUUGUCGUGGAUUAUUAGCGCGUCCAGCUAAAGAAAAAGAACAUUAUGAUGAAAUUGAGCUCGUUAAUGAAAAUUUAAGAAAAGAAGUCGAAGAGUUAAAGGCGAAAUUAGAAUCAGAAGUUAACGCUAAACAUGAAGAAAUGGCAAAUCGCAAUAGAAUAGAAUCUGAAUUUGAAGAAUUACAAAUUAAAUAUGAAACCGAGAUUAUUAAAUCAUCUAAAUAUGCUCAAUCAUUGAACUCGUAUAAGUCGAAAACUGAUGGAACGAUUGCGAAACUUGAAAAUUUUGAACUCGAGCGAUUAAAAGCAGAAAAAAAUGAAGAAUAUCUAAAAGUUCAUAUCAAAGAACUCGAAGCAGCAUUAUCAGAUGCAAUUAAUGAUCGUAAAAGUGCCGAGGAAAAAAUCAAAACUUUGGAGGAGGAAAUAGUUGAAAUGGAGUCUAAAAUGGAUGAUGAAGCGAUGGAAAUGGCUGAUUUAUCACUGAUUAAACGACGCUUACAAGAAGAUAUUGAUGAAGAACGUGAUCGAUACAAAAAAGAUUUAGAGGAACGUGAAUUUGCAUUGGAACAAACCAGAAAGAAAUAUCACAAAGAAUUAACAAGAUUAACUAAUGAAAUUGAAUUGGAAAGAGCGAACUCGAUAAGAUUACAUAAAGAAAAUAAGGACCUAUUAUCGGAAAAUGAAGAAAUUCGAAUUCAAAUCGAAGACAUUUCUUCGUCAAGUUUAGUAAAUUGGAAACGUGAACGAGAAAAAUACGAAGCAAAAAUUACUGAACUCUCACAGCUCUAUAAUGAAACGAAAAUUGGACAGGACGAAUUGCAAAUGCAACUCGAUAACUUAAGAGUAGCACUCGAUGACUCUGAAUCCCAGAAAUUUCUGUUAGAGAAACAGAAAAGAAAUCUAGAGGAACGACUUGAAGAUAUUGACGAACAAUAUCACAGUGAAAAUCAAAAUAAACAAGCAGCUGAGAACAGCAUAAAUGUAUUAGACACAGAAUUAAAUGAAUUACGUCAGCUAUUGGAAGAAUAUCAAGACAAAGAGAUUAUCUUGAAUGAAAAAUUACGAAAAUCAGAAUUAAAUGCUACUGAAGCUCAAACGGAACUGGCCAAAGAAAGAGAAGAUAAUCAAGAUUUAAUAAAAUCAAAGAUUGCGUUAGAAAAACAAAUAAAAGAAUUAAAUAUUAAAAGUUUGGAAUUGGAAACUAAAUCAAUAACUUCUCCCCGCGGAAUAAAACGAUUGGAACAACGUCUCGAGGAAAUAAAUACACAACUGGAGACUGAAACACGAGAAAAGAAUGAAGCUCAUCGUCAACUACGUAAAAAUGAUCGUACUAUUCGAGAACUUCAAUAUCAAUUAUCAGAACGUGAUAAAUCGAAGACUCGAUUAGAAGAGGAAAUUUGUAAAUAUGAGCAAAAAGUCUCGAGAAUGCGACAAGCCAUUGAAGAACUUCAAAAUUCCGAGAGUUCAUUACAAUUGAGUAAACGACGAAUUGAACGAGAAGCAAAUGAAGCUCGAGAAAGAUCGUUAAGCGAAAGUAUUCUUCCAUUCCUUAUAACAAUCCACCCAACAUUUCCUCUCAACACUGCUCAGAUAAUGAAGUCGACAAAUACAAUUACAAAUGAUUCUGAUAUUACUAAGAGGACUAGUAACAAUUCUUUACCAAAUAAUGUCCCGAAUACAAGAUCAACAUCCUCCUUUUCAGAAAAUACAAACAAGCUUGCUGCAUCUCUAAUCUCACCAAAACGAGCCAAACUUCCACCUGUUGAGGUGUUUCGUCGUUUAGUGGCGCUUUCUGAUGGACGAGACAAAACCUUGAAAAUAAUUCAAUAUAGUGCAAAACUUUAUCUUUGGGCCUUUCUUUCCCCAUCUUCUGUGUUACUCAAAUAUCGGAUAUCUACUUCCACCUUCCUAAAACCUCGUCUUUCUGCCUUAACUUCCAAUUUUUCUACCACUCGAAAAAUUCUACGUCUUGCCCAUUUCAUCGAACCGUAUAACGAACUUCGAGAUUAUAUAACUGGCGACUAUAAAUAUCCCGUAGAUAAAAUUGAAAUAUUAAUAUACUAUAUAGGCUUUUUAAAUUCGAUAGUUGGAUUAUUGAAUGAUUUUUUUGACGAUCUUUAUUGUUUAGGUAAAAUUGGGGUAUUAAGUAAAACAAUUGAGAAACGUGCUGAACCAAUUGCUAUUAGAUUUUGGUUUUUCACGAUUUUGCUUGAUGUGAAUGAUUGUUUGUUGAAGGUUUGGUUGCUGAAUGCAAAGAUGAGGAAAGUUAAAGACAGAUGUAAUGAGGAAGAAUGGAAAAAGUUGGAGGAAAAAAAGUAUUGGCUAAAAUAUAAUCUGGUGAAAUUUCUUAUGGAUCUUGGAUUUUGUGGAUAUGACUUCUUUGGACUUGCAUUUUCAGAUGGCUGGCAAGCAAUCACUGGUUUGAUUGCUGGCAUUUUAAGUUUUCACAAACUUUGGAUUCGACUUGAGAGCAGAAAUUCCGCUUAA